Colletotrichum truncatum is the source of this 1668-nucleotide messenger RNA. Its product is annotated as golgi matrix protein. Gene Ontology annotation, biological process: endoplasmic reticulum to Golgi vesicle-mediated transport; Golgi organization. The record is from RefSeq and is a predicted model, not a curated record. Lineage: Eukaryota; Fungi; Ascomycota; Sordariomycetes; Glomerellales; Glomerellaceae. Gene Ontology annotation, cellular component: Golgi apparatus. Gene Ontology annotation, molecular function: small GTPase binding.
AUGUCAGCCGCCGCUCCCUCUACUGAUCCGGUCCAGAACGCAUCUUCAGGGAAGAAGAAGAGCGGCAAGAAGAAGAAGAAUGCGAACAAGUCCAAGGACCCGAUAGAGACUGACAGUGGCUCUCUGCAGCACGACGCUGCUGAGGAUGGCGAUGAUGAACCGGAGACCCCGGUGCAGGAUUCCGCACCCAGAGAAAAGUCCAGCCCCGAACACGCGGUAGAGGAGGACGCAACGACCAAUGGCCAUAUCGAGAAGCCAACAAGCAACGGACAUGCGAACCCACCGAUAGAGCAGCCGACAGAAGACCAGGGCGCCAAUUCCGAUGCCACUGCGAAAUUAGACGCCCUCACGAAAGAACGCGAGGCACUGCGCACAGAGGUUGAGCAAUUGAGGAAGCAGUUGGAGAAUAUCCAGGAGACACACAGCGAAACCGUCACGAAUCUCAAGUCGGAGCUGGAGGAGACCUCGUCGGCAAAAGAACAAGCAGAGGAACAGUACCAGUCCCUAUUGGAGCGUGUUAACCACCUCAAGUCGACCCUCGGCGAACGUCUCAAGCGCGACCGUGCCGAACUCGAAGAAGCCAAGGAGCGUAUCGAGGAGCUCGAGGCCCAGAAUGAGGAACUCCAGAAUGGCACAAAAGCGACCGAGGAUGAGUUGGCCAAACUGAAGGAGGAGCUGCAAGAUACUUCGCGCGAGGCGACAAGCCUGCGCAGUCGCAGCAAUUUGUCUCAACAGAAUUGGGUCAAGGAGAGGGAAGAGCUGAUGAGGCUUGUCGCCAACCUCAAGGAAGAGGUGGAGACGACAACAAACGCCAUGGGCGAGUGGGAGGUUAUCGCUAUGGAAGAGCGCUCCGUGAAGGAGAGCCUCGUCGAGAAGGUAUCGGAACUGGAGGAGCAGAUCCACUCUCUACGAGAGGGCUAUGAGAGUGCUGCAUCUGAGCGGGAUCAGCAAUCGCAGGUUAUCGACAACUUGCAAAAGGCACUCCGCGAGAUUCAGGAGGCGCGAAAGAGGGAGCUGCGGGAGAUGGUUGAGACGUCCGAGGAGCAGCUUCAGGCCUUGAAGAAACUCGUACAGGAGGCCGAUACCAGGGCCACAGAGGCCGAGGAGGCCAAGGAGAAGCUCACCAAGGAGCUCGAACGGACAGCGCCGUUCGAAAAGGAGGUGAAAGAGAAGAACCUCCUCAUUGGCAAGCUACGACAUGAGGCCAUUGUGCUCAAUGACCAUCUCACCAAGGCCCUUCGCUACCUCAAGAAGACGAAGCCAGAAGACAACGUCGACAGACAAGUAGUCACAAAUCAUCUCCUCCAUUUCCUCACCUUGGACCGCUCCGACCCCAAGCGCUUCCAGAUCCUGCAGGUCAUGGCUGGCUACCUGAAUUGGACGGAAGAGCAGCGCGAGCAAGCAGGCCUCGCGCGUCCGGGAGGUUCAACCAACAGUCUGCGCCUCCCAGCCUCACCCUUCCAUCGCACACCUAGCACCCCGUCGCUCAGUACAGAGUUUUUCUCGGAGACGCCCUCGUCCGCCAACAAGGAGUCGCUUGCAGAUCUAUGGGCUGGCUUCCUCGAGCGCAGCGCCGAAGAGGGUCUCGAGCAAUCCGGUACACAGCACGACCGCAAGGACAGCGCGAGCAGCGCGGCGACGAGGCCGGAUACCCGUGGCGGUACGUAG